CACCAGUCCAAAUAAGAGGAAGUAGUUGUUACUACUGACAACAUAUACACUUCCUGGAGCUAAAGUUCAUUGAUUUUGAUGGAUUAAAAUGGUUGUUCAUGUGUAAUCAAUUUGACUGCGUUUGGUUAGUGAAGAACAUUAACUGUGGGAGCACCUACGAAGGACUUUGUUUCCUUUGUAGGCUGCAGGCAGGGCGUGUAAUCAGGGUCUAUGGCCUUGUCAAUAGAUGAGUUCAACACUCGCCCAACAAGUCACGAAUCUAGGAUGCCAAAGAAAAGUGGAAAAAAGGGUAAAAAGUCAGGAAAGAAGUCCGGCAAGAAGGGAGGAAAGAAGGGAAAGAAGUCAGCAAAGGGAUCAGCAAAGGCGGUAAAAGGAGAGAAGACUGAAGUAGACAUUCUAAGUCAAGCUGCCAUGGAAAAUUUGUAUUAUAUUGCACAUGACGCUCCACAGGCUCUCGAUAUGAGAGGGUUCGGCUGGGAAGGAGACGGAGGUGGUGGUAAAAAAGGGAAAAAAGGAAAAAAAGGGAAAAAGAAAAAGAAAUGAUGAUACUUCAAGUGUUUAGGAAUGACAAAAUUGAAGUCUAAAUGUUUCUAGUGCCUUCAUUUUUAGCCAAAAGCGCCUCAUGGUUUGGGACGUGUGUUGUGUGAUAGGUGUGAAAGUUUCAUAAUGUUCGGGAAAAUUCUGAUAACGAGAAAAUUAUGCUGCCAGUCUACAUCAUUGUAUCGUGAUAUAGGAUCCUGUUUGUAUGAUUUAAAGUACAUAAAAUGAUGCACAGCCUUCAUUAAGCUUGUCAGAAAACUUGAUUGAUUAAUUAAUAGCCUAUAUUGCUUAUCGCAAAGAUUAACAUGUCCUUGAACUGAGAAAAUUAAGGGCUAAGUAAAGAAAAUUCAUGGUACUGUUUAAGUUUAGUUAAAUUCUGAAAAAGUUCAAAGACUUACGAAAUGUUCAUGCCUUUCUUUUAACUUCUGUUAAAUUAAUGACCCAUUUUUAAUUAUACAAGAGUCAUUCUCCAGAUUUUUUUUAGACUAGUAAGGAAAAACAUGUUACAUGUUUUGUGGUAAUCUUUUCCUCUCUGCUUAAGUGAAAAUCCAAUCAAAAUAAUAGAAUUUGUUAUACAAGAACUAAAACUAUAUUAUUGUAGUAAUAAACCCAUUAAAAAUGUACCCAUUGCAAAGUCUAAAAUGAAGUAAUAAAUGAACAUAUUACAGUAAGAGUUUUAUUGUUUUUGUUUGGGUAAUUAAAAAAUGAAGUGCCUACAGCAGUAAUAAAUAUAUGAAAUGGUACUAAAUUGAAUUUUGUUUACCAUAUCAAAUUAAGUCCCUUUUUGAACAAUGACAAUGUUUCUGUACAUAAAGGAAAACAUGUAUAUAACAGAACAUAAACAGCUUAAUUAUGUCAACCUUCAACCAGGUAUGACUCUUUAUACGGGGUAACUGAAAUGUGAAUCAGCUAAUCAAGGCAUACCUGUUUAUGCCAAAAAUGAGUUUUAACCAUCAUUUUCAUUUCAUGUGCUUUACAAGUGUAGAGACUGCUCGGAAAAGAAAAGAACUAGAGUCUAGAUAUAUUAUAUUUUCAGGAAUUUGAAAUCUACUUUGCUAAUAACAGUUUUUCACAUCAUUCACACCCAGUUUACUGUGAUAUAUUUGCCAAAAUAUAUUAUAUAGCAUUAAAAUUAUUGUAUACAUUGUAAUAUUUUUCGUACCAAAGAUAUACACAGUUAUGCUGUCAUGAAUUCUAUGCAAGAACAGGGUGUUACUUUGUAUUUUGAUUACUGCUUGUCCCAGUAAAAUGUUAAUUCAUUGGGUUAUUGUAAAUCUGUAUACCAUUUCUUAAAAACAUGGAUCCUUCUUGAUAUAGAACUGAAAUCCGUUUGAUUGUAAAGAGUUUAAUUUUUCUCACACUUCUGACAACAUUCAGAGUGAUGAAAAUGUAAUUUUCAUGAUUUCCUAAAAAGUGCUUUACGUAUGAUGUAUUUUUUGUACAUUUGUAUUUGAACUUACUUUGUUAAUUGUUCAAUGCCACUAAUUUGCCAUUUUUUUGUGAUCAUUUUUCUGUAACUAUGUCAUAACAAGAUUUUUGUUGUUGUCUAAUGUAACAUUAAGCAAGUCGUUGGCGACACAUUUAUACUAAACAAUUAUCAUUUCAACACCAUCUUUUAAUGAAGAAAAUGUGUGUAUGUGACACCCACUACAGCAAAAAAAGUUUGUGUCUCGUGUAGUCUCAUGUCCAUAUAAGCCCCUGCUGUGUUAAAAACCAACGUUAGGGCUUUGUGACCAGUACGGAUCCAGAUCAGCCUGCACAUCUGCAUACACUGAUCUGGAUCCAUACUGCUCCCAAAUCAGUUGCUAAAAUUGAUUUAAAUAACAGUAUGGAUAUGAGGAUAACCGGACAGUUUAGAUGUACACUGAUCUGGAUCCUUGCUGGUUGAUUCUGUGCCCUAUCAUUGGUUUUCACACAGCAGCACUCAUAUUGUUUGUUGCUGAUAUUUGUCAAACUUAACACUGACAAAAUACUUGUCAUGAUACACAAUUGACUUGAUGUUGUAAAUUUAAUGCUUAGUAUCAGUUCUUAUCCAAUCUUUAAAUGGAAACAUUCAUCUUUUUUGGCCGCAGUGACUUAAUGCAGUAUAUGAUUUUUAUGGACUUUUUGUUUUAAUUUUACAUGUACUGUUUUGUUGCACAAACAAAUGAUGAAACAUACUGCCUACUCUUAUUUGAAUUGUUUCUACAAAAAACCUGAAAACCUGAAUGUAAUAUGAAACAGCUGCUCGACUGUUUGAGACCCUUCUUCAUAAUGCUAGCUUAUAUCAAAGAGCAUUCACCAAAAUUUUCUGAGUUGAAAAAGGGGCAUUAUUUUGUAAAAUGUGGGUCAGAGUAAUGGAACCUGCCUUAAAAACAGUCAUUGCAUGAUACAGAAGACAUGUGAAGAGUUUGAAAGCAUUCUUUAGUCCCUUAAUUCAAAGAUACAUGUACCUGCCAAAAUGAAAUAUCUAACUUUUAAAAGGGGCAUAAUUUUAGCAAAAUGUAAGUUAGAAUUAUGUAACUUGUCCUUUAAGAUCAAUUGAUGCUGGAGGCAUGUUUUGUGUUUAAAAAAAUUGUAUUGGUGGACUAAAACCGUAGUAGUUAAAAAUAUUGUGAUUAUACAAAACAUUACUGGUAUCAGCAUUAGUUUUAUUCUAAAAGGUAAAUAUCAAUUUUUCCAGUAAUUAUAUAAAAUGACAUUGCCUUAAAGUGAGUUUGCUGUAAUGAAUGUGCAGGAUUUUUAAAUGUAUUAGUGCCAAAUAUUUAUUUUCAGAUUUGAAGUUGUACAAUAUUACUGGUUUAUACAUGCAGUAUUUUAGUGACCACACGUUUAUUUUGCACAGUAGAACUAUCUAUAACAUAUAUACUUAAACAUAUUUUUGUACAAUACACAUAGUAACUUGUUCCGAUUAUGUAUACUGCUUAAACAGGUAAUAUACAUGUAUUAUAACCAUUGUAAACUUUAAGGAAACUUUCUGUCUCAUGCAUUAGGCACACUGUGAUCUCAUAAUCUUUCCAGUUUUUCAAAUCACUUUUUUGAUCAGCAUUCUGGUGAUGUUUUUGACCUAUGAGUUCUUAAUAAUUUCUUUACAAAACAACAGAAGAAAACUUAUUUUUUUGACUAAAAGUAACAACGGCGCCACUAAGUUUCUUUUAAAUGUAGAAAAACUUAAUUUUGCUCCUUUUUGUAGUUAUUCAUUUUAGUUGUCUAGAUUUUUUUAUUUAAUGUAAGGUAUACAUUUUUCAACAUCUGUAUGCCAUCUUCUGAGGCCAUAUUCUUAUAAGCUUACUUUUAUUUCACCAAAUACUUAGAUUGUAGUUUACUGAGACCUAAUACUUAUUCAUUGUUUCUGAAAAUUGUUGUUCCAUUAAGGUACACUAUCUAUAAGUGAUGCAGUGGGCAUCAAUAAUUUAAAGGCUUUCAAAGCCUUUUUCUGUAAUAUGCUGCACAAUAUUAAAUAUGCACAUUACACCACAAAGCUUUACUGUGAUAAGGUAGAAGACCUGAAAUGGCAUUCGACAAUUUCUGUGCCAUUUUGUAUUUCCAUAUUCUAUUUUAAGGCAUUCUGUGGCCAUUUUGUUGUCUCAUACUGGAACCUGGCUUUCAGUACCGUUUAAAACAGCCAAAGUAACGUAAAUUACAGAUUGUCCUAACAAGUCAACUAUUCAUUAAUAAUAUGUUAUUUAAUAUUUCAGCAGUGGAUAAGAAAAUUAAAUAUAUUUAAUUUCUAAAAAAACCUCUGUGAAUGCAUUCAAUACAUUGAAAGAAAUAUUUUUCUGAUUGUGCAAGUAUGAAUAUAUCUUUAAAUACUCACAGAAAAAAAUUGUGGUUCUUGACCUUUCCCAGAAUUACUUGCUUAACCUUAGAAAAGACUCUUAUAAUCAUGAAUAUGCCAACAGUUCUAUAAAGUAAAAAUUGAUAGUUGGCACAGUAAGAGAUUUUCUUGCUUUUAUUUAUGGGAACAUGGAAAAAAUAAUAAAAUUUUGGUAAUUCAUAGGAACUAUUUUUCUUAUACUUCAUAUGAUUUCAGUGAUGUCAUCCAUAUUUUAUCCAACCAGUGACAAGUAUAUUUUGAUAUCUUUCACUGUGAAAUGAACACAAAUGUUUUGCAGUUAGUUUUAAUUGAUUCACUGAAAAAAGAUGUAAAAAAGGCUGAAUUAUUGUCAUAUAAUGUUCUCAUUGUCAGAUUGUCUGGUUAUCUUACAUGACUAAUUCAUUGUUAUAUUACUACAACAUACAGCAUUAUGUUAAACUUAACAAAUUAACUAUUUUUGAAGUUUAUGCUACUACUAAAUGACUUUUUUUAGGUGAAAUAUUAUUUUUCUUUACAUGUCAUUCUGUGUUAAAACAUGGGUUUUUGUUUAAUGUUUAUAACUGUUAAUGUAUUUUUCUUGUUAUUUAGGUUUUUUAGGGAAAUAUAAUUAGGGUUUUUUAAAAGAG
Molecule: messenger RNA, 4962 nt
Organism: Mercenaria mercenaria
Lineage: Eukaryota; Metazoa; Mollusca; Bivalvia; Venerida; Veneridae
Product: small lysine-rich protein 1-like
Exons: 3
Coding region: 211-543 (110 amino acids)
Source: RefSeq, a predicted model, not a curated record